UCCCAUUGACUCUUAAUUCUCCAACUCAUCAGGGAUCGAUCUCAGCCUUAAAUGCACGCAAGGAAUCUGCCGCCAGAGCUCUCUUGAGCCAAGGAGUUCCAAAGACAACCCUCUGAGAGAGUGAAUUCCUCCUGACCUUAAUUCUGAGACUGUGCCCCACUCCAGUCCUUUAACCUCCCAGGAGGGGGGAUCAUCCCCUCAGCAUUUACCCCGUCAAGCCCCUUCAGAAUCCAUUGAGAUCUUCCAAACUUCAGCGUGUGGAGUCCCCAACCUGUUUCACCUUAGAGUGGGAGGAUGCAGGGUCAGUUCUGACCAUGCUGAUAGAGGAGGCGCUGCCACAGUCUGCACACACACACACACACACACACAGUGUACGACUUAAUCAGCCACGACUGAAGGGUCUGUUUUCUGUCGAUUUGUUUCGAUUUUUCUCGUUUCCUCCCGGAUUCUCAGAAUUUGCAGAAAGCUGUUUUGGUUCUGCGUGGGGGCGCCUCUGCAAAGAUGAGUCCAAAAACUGGGAGUGUUCUGCAAAGAGCUGCAGGACGAUCAUUUCUGGUCAUUUUCUCUCUCUCACUCUCUUUCUCUGGAGAAUGGGGGGAGGGAGUGGAGAGUCUGGAUUGACAGCUGCAUUACCUCCUCCUCCAUCUCUCUCUCUCUCUCCCAAAUGUCAUUUCUCGACCAGUGACUCGCCUGGACACAUCGAGGGAGGCGACAGACAGAAACAUUUAAAAAAAAAACUCCUCUUGAAAAAGAAAGAGAAUAAAAUUAACUUUUGCUGAAAUAGACCACCCUUGAGAAAUGGCAAAUUGAUCAAUUUCAGUCCGCUUGAAAUCCCCUCGCCUUAAGGGACAGCCAGCGGCUUGAUUAUUUUUCUCUCUCUCUCUCUCUCUGUUCUUCCACUUGGCUGGAAGAGAGAGAAAAAAACUUUUCUCAAACAUUUCCUCCUCUCUCUCUCUCUCUCUCAGUGUGUGGAGGCGUUAUGGCCGGGUUGGAAGAAGCCUGGACGAAUGGUUGCUUUCCCAGUUGCUUCGGUUCUCAGGAUGAGCUGGAGAUGAGGAGACGGAGCAAGGGGAUUGACCAUAUGUUGGCCAAGGAGAGACCCUAUCUGAGGAGGAUGGUCAAAAUCUUGCUGCUGGGAGCCGGGGAGAGCGGCAAAAGCACCUUCCUGAAACAGAUGAGGAUCAUCCAUGGCCAAGACUUUGAUCGCAAGACCCUCGUGGAGUACCGGGACACCAUCUACGGGAACAUCAUCACCGGGGUGCGAGUGUUGGUGGACGCCAGGGAGAAACUGGGGUUGCCCUGGGCUAACAGUGACAACGAGAAACAUGGACUCUUCCUGAUGGUCUUCGAGAGCAGCUGCAUUGGGGUUGGCGAAGGGCACUUCCAGAGGGCAUUGCCCGCCAUCCAAGCCCUGUGGCAAGACCAGAGCAUCCAGGGGGCCUACGAGAGAAGGAGUGAGUUUCAGCUGGCUGAAUCAGUGCGAUACUUCCUGGAUAAUCUUGACCGGAUUGGCCAACUGAAUUAUCUUCCCACCAAGCAGGACAUCCUACUCGCUCGAAGAGCAACUAAGGGCAUCGUCGAGUAUGACUUUCUCAUCAAGGGCAUCCCCUUCAGGAUGAUGGACGUAGGCGGACAGCGCUCCCAGAGGCAGAAGUGGUUCCUGUGCUUCGAAGGCAUCACCUCCAUCCUGUUCAUGGUGUCGUCCAGCGAGUUCGACCAGGUCCUGAUGGAGGACCGGCGCACCAACCGCCUGGUGGAGUCCAUGAACAUCUUCGAGACAAUUGUGAACAACAAGCUCUUCGCCAGGGUCUCCAUCAUCCUCUUCCUGAACAAGACCGACCUGCUGGAGGCCAAGGUGAAGACGGUCAACAUCGAGAAGCACUUCCCGGACUUUGUGGGCCGGCCCCACCACCUGGAGGACGUCCAGAAGUACCUGCUGUUGUGCUUCAACCGCAAACGGCGAGAUCGGAGCCGCCCGCUGUUCCACCACUUCACCACUGCCAUUGACACGGAGAAUAUCCGCUUUGUCUUCCAUGCUGUGAAGGACACCGUUCUCCAGGAGAACCUCAAUGAUAUCAUGCUGCAGUGACGUGAGAGACCGUCUGCGGCCCUGGUGGGCCCAGGUCACGCCGAGGUCGCACAGGGGUCAAGUGGAUGUGACUUCAGGCCCACACUGUUGGAGGCAACUGACAGUGCGGGGAUGAGAAGAGGGGUCUAGGCCACACCGUAUUUAAUAUUUAAGACCUUCACUCCCUGAUAUUCGAGGUUCUGCUGAAAAUUCAGAUGUAUUUCACUGCCCGGCCUGGCCCUACUGAUUGAGCAUUUAUUCCUUUUGGAUUCCACACCCACCGCCAUUUUGGCUUUCGCUUCCCACCGUUCCCCUCCCCCACCACCAACAAUGUUGGCUCAGAUACUAAACAACUCCUCGGUCUUUUUUGGGAGUGCGUACCUGGGCAAUGGGAGCCAGUGGACCAUCGAAUUGAGGGAAGCAUUACCUGACUUCCAUGCCCCAGGAAAAGGUGGUAGCACUGAGGUCCAAGAACCCUCAAAGGUAGUCUUCCAGUUCCAUCCCCAUCUCAGGCCAACUGAGGUGUCUUGACCAAAAACUGAACCAAAGGCAGAGGUGAAGGAGUAAUGUCACCAGAUUGGCCUUGAUAGAUCCUUUGGUCCAACCAGUCCAUGCCGAACAUAAUCCCAAAGUAAACUCAUCCCACCUGCCUGCUCCCGGCCA
Molecule: messenger RNA, 2731 nt
Organism: Chiloscyllium plagiosum (whitespotted bambooshark)
Lineage: Eukaryota; Metazoa; Chordata; Chondrichthyes; Orectolobiformes; Hemiscylliidae
Product: guanine nucleotide-binding protein subunit alpha-12-like
Biological process (GO): adenylate cyclase-modulating G protein-coupled receptor signaling pathway; Rho protein signal transduction
Cellular component (GO): heterotrimeric G-protein complex; cytoplasm; brush border membrane
Molecular function (GO): guanyl nucleotide binding; GTPase activity; D5 dopamine receptor binding
Source: RefSeq, a predicted model, not a curated record